AUGCAAAAGUGCCGGGCCUUCAACGGCGCUCUGGGCCGGAAGUCACUGGUUCCCACCCCUGCCGUUGGACGAGUGCAAUUUCAGGUGCAGCGAAGGAAUUUACAAGAUGUCCAGAUCACUAGGACCGGAAAGCCUAUUUUGAGGGUCCAGGGAGGGCGGUCUUCCUUGGGAGGCCACACUGCCACCGUCUUUGGAGCUACCGGUUUCCUUGGUCGUUAUAUCGUCAACCGACUCGCUCGUUCCGGAUGUACUGUGAUUGUUCCAUUCCGCGAGGAAAUGACCAAGCGUCACCUCAAAGUCACUGGAGACCUCGGUCGCGUUGUUUUCAUGGAAUACGACCUGCGCAACACAGAAUCAAUUGAAGAGAGCGUUCGUCAUUCCGACGUUGUCUACAACCUUGUCGGCCGCGACUAUCCUACAAAGAACUUCACUUACGAGGACGUCCACGUUGACGGUGCGGAGCGUAUCGCCGAGGCGGUUGCUAAAUACGACAUUGACAGAUUCAUCCACGUUUCUUCCUACAAUGCCGCCGAGGACUCUCCAUCGGAAUUCUUCAAGACCAAGGGCUGGGGUGAGCGUGUCGUUCGUAAUAUCUUCCCCGAGACAACCAUUGUUCGCCCUGCGCCAAUGUUCGGAUUCGAGGACAACUUGCUUCACAAACUUGCUGGCGUCACCAACCUCUUGACCUCCAACCACAUGCAGGAGAGAUUCUGGCCCGUUCACGCCAUUGAUGUCGGAGCUGCUCUUGAGCGCAUGCUGUACGAUGACAACACUGCUUCUCAAACAUUCGAGCUUUACGGUCCUAAGCAGUACUCUACUGCCGAGCUCGCCGAGAUUGUCGACAAGGAAAUCGUCAAGCACCGCCGCCACAUCAACCUUCCCAAGGCUGUUCUUAAGCCCGCUGCUUACUACCUGAACAAAUUCUUGUGGUGGCCUACCAUGUCGGCUGAUCAGAUUGAGCGCGAGUUCAUUGAUCAGCACAUUGAUCCCACCGCCAAGACUUUCAAGGACUUGGAUAUCGAGCCUGCUGAUAUCACCAGUCUCACAUACCUCUACCUCAUGGGCUACCGAAGCUCUCAGUACUACGACUUGCCCCCCGCCACUGAGCGCGAGCGAAGAGAAGAGAAGAAGUACCUGCACGUCCUGGAUGACCAAUAG
Molecule: messenger RNA, 1158 nt
Organism: Talaromyces marneffei
Lineage: Eukaryota; Fungi; Ascomycota; Eurotiomycetes; Eurotiales; Trichocomaceae
Exons: 8
Coding region: 1-1158 (385 amino acids)
Cellular component (GO): mitochondrion
Molecular function (GO): protein-containing complex binding
Source: RefSeq, a predicted model, not a curated record